Molecule: messenger RNA, 2055 nt
Organism: Gloeophyllum trabeum ATCC 11539
Lineage: Eukaryota; Fungi; Basidiomycota; Agaricomycetes; Gloeophyllales; Gloeophyllaceae
Exons: 3
Coding region: 12-1685 (557 amino acids)
Biological process (GO): protein phosphorylation
Molecular function (GO): ATP binding; protein kinase activity
Source: RefSeq, a predicted model, not a curated record
UGUACUCCGAGAUGUUCAACAUCCACAGGGAUCCUCGAUUGUUCUUACGGAUCUUCACAGCGAUUAUGUUCUCAGACCGGGAAUAUCUUGGCUACGAUCCCAGUAUCACCACCCUCGACGAUGGCAGUCGCAUUGUGACCGUGAAGGGCAAAUCGUACGUGAUCAAGAAGCGAAUAUAUUUCAGCCCUUCGAUCCUCGGACGCGGAACCUCGUGUUGGCAAGCGACUCGUGAUGGCGUCACAUAUGCUAUCAAAGACUACUGGACAGACGUCACUCGCGAAUUUACAGAAGCCGAGUUUCUGGAGGAGGCACGUAAUGCCGGCAUCGAGAAUGUUUGCCAGCUAGUAGACGAGGAGAUUCUCACCUUUCGAGGGAAGGAGGACACGACUGACCUCGUACGACCUGCGAUAAGGGCGAAGAAAGGCAAGAAGAAAUACCCAAAGCAAGACUGCCGAGUACACAGGCGCCUCGUGUUGCAGCCCUUUGCAGAAUCCAUCGUCGAAUUUGAGACGAAGCGGGAGUUGAUCAAGGCGUUUAUAGACGUUAUUCAAGCGCAUAAAGCACUGCUCGAGAAGGUUGGGAUACUUCAUCGAGAUAUCAGUUUAAACAACAUCAUGCUAGCCGCCACAAGAGACGCAGCGGGCCAGCGACGAGGAGUGCUUAUUGAUCUCGAUUAUGCAAUGCGAUAUUCAGAGGAUGAGGCGGAGCAGGGGAAGCAACGGAAGACUGCCACAGCUGAGCGCACUGGAACUACCCCCUUCAUGGCCCUGGACCUUCUGUGGGGUGGUGGGGGGGUGUCGCAUAGACCCGAAUGGGAUCUUGAGUCUUUCUUCUAUGUGCUCUUCUGGAUCUGUGUUCUCUAUGAUGGCCCCAGAAACUCGGAAAGACGUAUCUCUUUCAAGCAGACUCCACUGUACCACUGGACCGAAGGCAGCUUCGAAGAGGUGGCGCAGAACAAGUCUAGCGUUGACAGUGACAAGGGUUGGCCUAACACGCUUGUACGGGUGUCGCCGUAUUUUGAGGACCUGAAGCCGUGCCUGGACCGAUGGCGCUAUAUACUGUUCAAGAAAGGCAGUCCGGCCACCCACGAUGAGGUUGUUCGUAUUCUGCAAGAGACGCACGAUGCCUUAGAAGAAGAGGAAACCCCGGAGAACGCGCCUGGCUCGGUGCAGGGUCAAUCCGAGAAGCCGAUCAGCGCCGUGCGCCAGUACCACACUCGCUCAUACCUGGAGACAUCAAAGAAAAAGAAUCAGAAAGAGGAGGCUUCUGAGGACGAGGUUGAGGAAGAUUCUGAGGAUGGCUCUGGCAAAGAGUCUGAGGACGACGUUGGGGAGGAGCCUGAGGAAGACCAGGUCGCCGAAGACGACGAUGUGCCGGACGAGGACGAAUCGAGCGAGGCAGAGGAAGAUAGCUCUGACAGCUCUUACUCUCCUAGUCCCUCACGCGCUCGGGUGCAGAUUUCGAGCACUGGUUCGCGCGGUCGCAAGAGGACGCGCAAGGACACGGCGCAAGAAGAUGACGACGACGGAUAUACUGAGUCUGGCAUCUUUCCGGAAUCGCAGAAUGCUGGUUGGCGAAGCGACGCAUUUACCUUGCACUCUCCCCAUCCAUCGUCUUCUGCUUCCUCCUGGAGUCAGAGAACAGCCCCAACCUCAUCCGAAGCUAAGCGGCACCGUGGAAAGUAGGAGGUACUUGGUCUUUGUCUACCGCAACCUUCCGUCGUGCUCUAUCUCCCGUCUCUGAUGGGUCGUAUAUCGCUAAUCGUUGCUUUGCUGUAAGUGCAUGUUGUCCUUCUCUGUCGCCCAUCGCUAUGUCAUGUACCUCUCGUAGUGGAAUAUAUUCCCAACUAUAGCUCCAUCAGGAUUGCGGACACAUACAAAAUUGGUACUGCUCAUGGUGAUGCUUAUGGCGUGUUACUUUUGCACGCUUGGGCGAUACCUUACCAUCAUGGAAAUAAAGGGUUGCUUGCCCGGUGUUUUACAGAGCCGUACUUUGCCCCACACCAUGUGAACUUGUUUUCUCAGAUUGAUGUCGUGUUCCAAGCACUAGUCACUA